This is a messenger RNA of Cololabis saira (Pacific saury), 6510 nucleotides long. RefSeq lists its product as uncharacterized. Gene Ontology annotation, molecular function: ATP hydrolysis activity. The record is from RefSeq and is a predicted model, not a curated record. The transcript is spliced from 16 exons. NCBI's taxonomy places the organism in Eukaryota, Metazoa, Chordata, Actinopteri, Beloniformes, Belonidae. Bases 476 to 6094 code for a protein of 1872 amino acids. Gene Ontology annotation, biological process: regulation of apoptotic process.
UCCCUAACAUGAAAAGUUGUUUUAUUUAUAAAAGGUUUUCUUAUCACAAAAGUUAAACCUGCCGUAGUCACCAUACUGCGUUGUAGUGUCACCCAAACUAAUUGUUUAAUAGUCACGAAAUCCGAAAUCUGAUAGAUCCAGCCUGCUCUUCUCCUUGUUGAAACCUCUUUGCGCUUAAGAUUUAUAAACAAUAUAAGAAACUUUGUCUCUGAAAACACAGCUGCAUGUGGACCGUUGACGUGUCCAGGUGAACCCUGACUUUCACCUGGAUAGAGCUGGAACCGACUCCAGCGGCCAGCGGGCCCCUGAGACCCCGAACAGGUAGAAGCAGGUGGCAGUCAUCUCCUUAUAUUCUGGUUUCCCAACUGUAAUUGAAGACAGAAGAAGAAAGUCCCUGGUGCUGGUGGACGCUCAAGUGGUGCCACGAAGAUAAGUGAAGUUGGCUGAGUUGCUGAAACACACAGAAGUUUGGGACAUGGCUUGUACAUCGGUGUCUGCUGUAGAAUAUGUCAAAAAUGCCAGAGUCCUGCUUGUGGGCGGAUUAAGGAGUCUCUCUGUGAUUGUGGAGAACUUGUAUCAACAAAGAGUGUUGAGUGAUGAAGAAGUCAGCAAGAUAAACGCAGAGAAAGAUGACUAUGACAAAACCAGAAAAAUACUGGACUUGGUCACAAAUAAAGGGGAAGCUGCCACCUACGAGUUUCUCAAGAUUAUUGACAUCACCAGGAAGAGGACUUUACCACCUCUUCUUUCCAAGAACAAACCUGAUUCUUCCAGUGAGACGGAGAAGUCUGUCCUUCACCAGUGGAUCAGCUCCUUUCCUUUCAAGGCUGACAGGCUAGCAGAUGAAAAGUAUUUCAAAGGAGCAAAGCCGUGCCACAAAUAUCAAAGAAAACUCAAAGAGAAAGCACAAAAAAUAUCAAAAAAGUUUUGGAGUGGAAAUAAAGAUGUGUUUGGAGGAAACAAGAAACCUGACUUGUCGUACACGUCACUUGUAUUAGACAAAGAAGAGUGUGAGGAACCAUUGAAAAUAAAGAGAUUUAAGAGCAAGGAAAGCAAGAUGCGUCGUCCUAAGAAGCUAAAGACGUACAUCCCUGAGAACAAAGGAGAAAUGUCCCCCUGUGUCCUGCUGAAAACACAUAAAAACAUCCUUUUGGUUGGGAAGCCUGGAAUUGGAAAGACGGCAGUGAUUUGUGAAAUGUUGAGACUCUGGGCUGAAAGUGAAAACGAGGAGCUGGAUUACAUGUUUUACUUUGACAUGAGGGAGGUGACUCAGAUGAAGAUCAUGACCUUGGAGGAUCUUCUUUUCAAUGCGUACAUUAAACCUGACGAAGGCAAAGAUGAGGUGUUACAGGACAUAGAGAAGAUCUCUGAUAAUGUUACGGUUAUGUUGGAUGGAGUCACAGAUCUGUCUUCACCGGUGCUGAAGAAGCUUUUGGAGGGAGACCUACUACCUGGUGCAAAGAUCAUCAUAACAUGCAGACCAGACGAUGAGGAGGACACGGGUCUUGAUGAUCCUCUCCGAGUGGAAGUGAAAGGUUUUAGUGAGCAGGCCAUAAAUGCAUACCUAUCUGCAACACUGGCAGAUGAACACAAGACAGUUCUGAGCAAUGUGGAGUUGUUAACUCUUUGUCACGUGCCCAUGUACGCUCUGAUGGUGGCUGCCUCUUGCUCAUCAGGAGUCUCUCCACAGCCAAGGACCGUUACUGAAGUAUACAUUCAUAUUGUCCGUUUUUGUCUUCAGAGGAACAGGAAAAAAAAAAAAAGCAAUACGCAUCUGAACAACUUCAUCAAAACUAAGAGUGAGGGAAUUCUCUCUUUAGCUAAGGUUGCUUUUCUUGCAACUCAGGGAAAGAAUGUGAACCUGGAAGAUGUUUCCUCCGGAGACAGCUGUGUCCUCUCCUUCCUAAAACCUCUCAUUGUGAGAGUGAGUCCUACUAAAACACUUGUUAAAUAUGCUUUCCUUCAUUACACUGUGCAGGAGUUUUUUGCAGCACUUUGGCUCUUGAAGAAUCCUGAUCAAAUCAAGAACAUUAUUCAGCAGAGACCCAAUGAUGAGAUGAAACACAUGACACAUCUGAUCCCUUUCAUAUGCCGGUUGUUGAACGAGGAGAACCCUAGUUUGAUAAGCUGUCUGAUUCCAGCUCAGGAGCUCCAGAACACACGCACGUGGUUUUUCAAGGAGAUUAUUGCUUCAUUUUCCCCUGAUGACGUCUUGUUCCUGUGUCAGUGCUUGUAUGAGUCCCAGCUUCCUGAAGCAUGCAUCGACCUCCUGGACAAACUGGACUACUGUCUUGACCUGAGUGAUCAGAAUCUGGAUCCUUAUCAUUGCUGUGCCGUGGCCUAUGUCAUCAGUCAGUCGAAGAAAAAGAAAAUACAGCUGCAACUUGAGGAUGUGGUGGUAUCAGAACAAGGGAUGGAGCAACUCCUGAGAUGUCUUAAAAAUGUCCACAGGUGUGAACCACUGUCACAGCAGCUGUGGAAGAUUUUCCUCCAAAGCGACAGGCAGAUGGACCCCGCCCGCUUACUGAGCCUCGACAGAAACCAGCUGCACCUUCCAGUCCACGGUGAAAGACGGCUGUUUGGAAGAGCUGUGGAAGUCAUAAAUAAGAUGCCUGCAAAGGUAAAAGUCUGCCUCUACGGGGAAGAAGAAGCUACAGUCUGCCAGUGUCUCUGUGAGUCUCUCUUUCCGGCUCUGCCAAACAUCAGCUCACUCAGUGUUUUGCUUCAGUCCUCCAAACCUUUGGAGGAAAUCAGGAUUUUGGGGAAUUUGUUCUGUGCAGCAGCAGAGAGAGAACAGCAGACAGGAGAGAAGAUCCUGCAGCAGUUAUCAUCAGUGUGCAGAUACAGAGAGGGCCUUCUUCAAGAAAAGCGCUGUGAUUUCCUGCUGGAUCUCUACGAGUACAUGACUACAACAUCCUCUAGUGUUCCUCCAUCACUACUUCCAGUUUUACAGUCAGGUCCUGCAGUCUGGAGCAUAAACCUCUCAAAGAGAAAGACCUCCAUCCUCCUGGAAGUUCUGAAACUCCAACCAGAGAAGAAACAAGUGAUGCUGACAGGCUGGACACAAGAAGACGUGGACAUGAGGAACCUCCUACAAUGUCUUCCUUUGAUCUCAGAGCUCAGUUUGGAUCCUUGGAGCUCAGAUCUUCAUGGAGGAAUCAGGUUUUUGGGGAAUCUGUUCUGUGCAGCAGCAGAGAGAGAACAGCAGACAGGAGAGAAGAUCCUGCAGCAGUUAUCAUCAGUGUGCAGAUAUAGAUCAUUCAUUUUUAGUACAGGAUACAAGGCUGGUGGUUAUGACAUGCUUGACUGUGAUUUGCCGCUGGAUCUCUACACCCACAUGAAGGACUAUGAAACUAAAACAGGAUUCAGAGUUCUUCCAUCAUUACGGACAGUUUUCCAGUCAGCUCCUGCAGUCUGGGUCAUAAACCUCUCAGAGAGAAAGACCUCCAUCCUCCUGGAAGUGUUGAAACUCCAAUCAGAGAAGAAACCAGUGGAGCUGAGAGGCUGCUCACAUGAAGACGGUGAAGUCAGGAGUUUUCUACAGUGUCUUCCGUAUAUCUCACAGCUCAGUUUGUAUCCUGACCAGUCAAAUCUUCAUGAAGAAAUCAGGUUUUUGGGGAAUCUGUUCUGUGCAGCAGCAGAGAGAGAACAGCAGACAGGAGAGAAGAUCCUGCAGCAGUUAUCAUCAGUGUGCAGAUAUGAAACAUUCCCUUUUAGUGAAGGAAACGAGGAUCAGUAUGAUGUCCUGCUGGAUCUGUACACCCACAUGAAGGACUGUGAAACUCAAACAGGAUUCAGAGUUCUUCCAUCAUUCCAGUCAGUUUUUCAGUCAGCUCCUGCAGUCUGGAUCAUAAACCUCUCAAAGAGAAAGACCUCCAUCCUCCUGGAAGUGUUGAAACUCCAAUCAGAGAAGAAACCAGUGGAGCUGACAGGCUGCUCACAUGAAGAUGGGGAAGUGAGGAGUUUUCUACAGUGUCUUCCGUAUAUCUCACAGCUCAGUUUGGAUUCUGACGGGUCAGAUCUUCAUGACAGAAUCAGGUUUUUGGGGAAUCUGUUCUGUGCAGCAGCAGAGAGAGAACAGCAGACAGGAGAGAAGAUCCUGCAGCAGUUAUCAUCAGUGUGCAGAUAUGAAACAUUCCCUUUUGAAGGAUACGUGCAUGAGGAACAACAGUGUGAUGUCCUGCUGGAUCUGUACACCCACAUGAAGGACUGUGAAACCCAAACAGGAUUCAGAGUUCUUCCAUCAUUACGGUCAGUUUUCCAGUCAGCUCCUGCAGUCUGGAUCAUAGACCUCUCAAAGAGAAAGACCUCCAUCCUCCUGGAAGCGUUGAAACUCCAAUCAGAGAAGAAACCAGUGGAGCUGACAGGCUGCUCACAUGAAGAAGGUGAAGUGAGGAGUUUUCUACAGUGUCUGCCGUAUAUCUCACAGCUCAGUUUGGAUGGUUGGAGGUCAGAUCAUCAUGAAGGAAUCAAGUUUUUGGGGAAUCUGUUCUGUGCAGCAGCAGAGAGAGAACAGCAGACAGGAGAGAAGAUCCUGCAGCAGUUAUCAUCAGUGUGCAGAUAUGAAACAUUCCCUUGUAAUAAAAGAUAUGUAGAUGGGAAACAUCGCUGUGAUCUCCUGCUGGAUCUGUACAUCCACGUGAAGGAAACUAAAACAGGAUUCAGAGUUUUUCCAUCAUUACGGUCAGUUUUCCAGUCAGCUCCUGCAGUCUGGAUCAUAAACCUCUCAGAGAGAAAGACCUCCAUCCUCCUGGAAGUGUUGAAACUCCAAUCAGAGAAGAAACCAGUGAAGCUGACAGGCUGCUCACAUGAAGACGGUGAAGUCAGGAGUUUUCUACAGUGUCUGCCGUAUAUCUCAAAACUCAGACUGAGUGAAGAGAAUUUCCAGCAGGUUCUGGACCUCCUGCUUGAGAUCCCGGACCAGGAAUUGAUGUUGUCCAGGAGUAGGUUUGAUGUAGACCUGACCUGGUGUCGCCUGACCUGGGAUCUUCUUCACCAUCUGCUGCAGAAGUCGUCAUCUCAGACCGUCAUUGUGGAUUUGAAGACGAACCGCUUCUUACAGCAGAACCAUGGACGUCUGGUGCCAUUUUUGGACCAGAUUGUGUUCAAAAGGCCUGGUCCCGUCUUCACGAGGACCUUCAUCAGAGAACUCUACAGAGCUCGUGCUCGUCACAUGAUACCCAGUUUGCUGAGGUCGUUGGAUCAUGUGAUCAGUCUGAGUUGCACAGAGCUGGACUUGUUGGACUGUGAUGGUCUGCUCUUCAUCCUGCAACACAGUGAUGUUGUUAAACUGAACCUGAUGUGGGCCUCCAUCCCAACAGAGAGAACCGAGUCCAUCUUCCUCAGACUGGACCGGGUUUCUCAUCUCAGUGUGGACAGGAACCAGCUGCUGGGGUUCAUCCGCUGCUGCGCUGCCUCUUCCAGCCAGCAGGAGGCAGCAUCAGGUCUGCUGAGGACUCUGCAGCACAAGCUGGAUCUGUCCUGGUCGUCCUGUGUGGCGCUAUCAGAGGACGAUCAGGCCGAGCCUUUACGUCUGACUGAUGGAGACUGCAGGGCCAUCUCUACCAUCCUUAGAUGCAGCACCCAGGACACACAGCUCCUCCUGAGCGACUGGCAGGUGAAGGACAGCGGCUUGGACCUGCUGUUCCCCGUCCUGGACAGGGUCCGUCUCAGUGUCAGUAAGCCUCUGCUCCUCCAGCUGCUGUCCCUGGUUCCUGUGAACAGAGAGACGGACACGGAGAGACGGGCGGAGUUCCUGAGCAGAUCUCUGGGUGGAGAGCUGGAUCUGAGUCACAGCACACUGGAUCAGCGGCUCUGUGCAGUUCUGAACCAGAUGCUGGACAUCUGUGAAGACCUGACAGAGCUGGACCUCAGUCACUGUCAGCUCACAGACCAUCUGCUGUCCCUGCUCAUCACCCAGCUGCACAAAGUCCACGUCCUGGAUCUGAGUCAUAAUCUGAUCUCUGAUGCUUCCACUGAUGUGCUGCUGCGGCUCGUCUCCAUCAACCCCUCCAUCAGCUCUGUGAGACUCUUCAACAACAACAUCACAAACACGACGGCCUUUAAGAGACACCAGCAGUUUGAAAUCUGGUGAAGCAUCCGCCACUCAAGGGUCCUGUCACCACCAGCCCUUAAAACCCGUCUCCUUGACGACAUCCAUCCAUCUUCUACACCUGCUUCCUCCUACUCAGGGUCUCAGGGGUCUGCUGGAGUCUGUUCCAGCUCUCCUCAGGGUUUAUCCAGACACGUCCGUCUCAGGGCUUCGUGACGACAUACCUCUCGUUUCUGAGCUGCUCCUGUCAUGGAGAUCAUGAUGAUGUCACUGUAAUGAGUUUAUUUGAACCUUUUAUUCUCUUGUGAUCAAAGAUGUUAGUGGUGUUGGGAUGUUUCAGCUCAGUUGUGGAUCAAUGAUCCAGGAAACAGCGCCAGCUGGAUCCAGUGAGGGCAUUCAUUUGUACUAUAUAUGUAUAAGUUUCCUUUGAAGAGUCUUGAAAAUAAACAACUUUGGAC